CUGAUUUGUGGGCACAUAUGCUCCCAGGGACUGCAAGGGUUACUUUAGGGCCGGCUGCCCCGCGGAACCGGUGGGAGUUGCGAACCCCAGCUCCGCGAAGCAUGCCGGGAGUCGUAGUCAGCGCCCAUCUGCCUGUGGGAGCCCCCUGGGAGUUGUAGGCCUCAGCCCUGUGGAGCAUGCUGGGAGUUGUAGUCCGCGCCAACCUGCGGCGGGGUCUGCGUAUUAUGGCCGCCCACGCCGCGCUCCCGUCCUCUUCCGCUUGGCCUCAGAAAGUUUCGGUUCUGUCCCGCUGUGGACCUACGAGCGCGUGCCACCAUGGAGUCUGACCUCUGCUGAGCAGACCCGGCAGGAGGCACACGGCCAGGAAAGGCGGCCACAGCGGUCACCAUGGCAUCCACCAGCGCGGAGAGCCAGCUGCAGAGAAUCAUCCGCGAUUUGCAAGAUGCUGUGACAGAACUAAGCAGAGAAUUUAAGGAAGCAGGGGAACCCAUCACAGAUGACAGCACCAGCUUGCAUAAGUUUUCUUACAAACUUGAGUAUCUCCUUCAGUUCGAUCAGAAGGAGAAAGCCACGCUCCUGGGCAAUAAGAAAGACUACUGGGACUACUUCUGCGCCUGUCUGGCCAAGGUGAAAGGAGCCAAUGACGGGGUCCGAUUCGUCAGGUCUAUUUCCGAGCUCCGAACAUCUCUGGGAAAGGGAAGAGCAUUUAUUCGCUACUCCUUGGUGCACCAGAGGUUGGCAGACACCUUACAGCAGUGCUUCAUGAACACCAAAGUGACCAGUGACUGGUACUACGCAAGGAGCCCCUUUCUGAAGCCAAAGCUGAGCUCUGACAUCGUGGGCCAGCUCUAUGAGCUGACCGACGUCCAGUUUGACCUGGCAUCGAGGGGCUAUGACCUGGAUGCUGCCUGGCCGACGUUUGCCAGGAGGACCUUGGGCACUGGCUCUUCUGCUUACCUAUGGAGACCCCCCAGCCGAAGCUCCAGCAUGAGCAGUUUGGUGAGCAGCUACCUGCAGACUCAGGACAUGACCUCCAACCUUGACCUGAGCAACCCCUUAAACAAUGAGGCCCUGGAGGGCUUUGACGAUAUGCGGCUGGAGCUGGACCAGCUGGAGGUGCGGGAGAAGCAGCUGCAGGAGCGGAUGCAGCAGCUGGACAGAGAGAACCAGGAGCUGAGGGCGGCUGUCAGCCUGCAAGGAGAGCAGCUGCAGGUGGAGAAGGACAGGGGUCGCGCUGCCGCUGAGGACAACCUGCGCCUCGCUGGCAUGGUGGCCGCGCUCCAGAAGCAGUGGGAGGUCACCCAGGCCACAGAGAACACCGUGAAGGAGCUGCAGACGUGCCUGCAGGCCCUGGGGCUGGGUGCCGCUGAGAAGGAGGAGGAUUACCACUCUGCCCUGCGGCGGCUGGAGUGCAUGCUGCAACCACUGGCUUGGGAGCUCAAGGCCACACGGGACUCCCUGGGCAGUAAGGAGCAGCACUCAGCUGAUGUCCCAGACCAGCUGGGUGUGGCCAAGCAGAAGGCAGACACAAACGCAGAGGGACAGCAAGAGCAUGGCCCCAAUGACUUGGCCCUGGAGAUCCAGAAGCUGGGGGAGAAGCUCCAGGCCCUCGAAGGGGAGCACACCCAAGUCCAGGAGCUCAGCAGGCAGCAGAGUGCCCAGCUGGAGCAGCUGACCAAGGAGCUGCAGCUGAAGGAGGAGGCCCGGGCCAGCCUGGAGCGCCUGGUGGAGGAGAUGGCCCCACUCCGGGAAGAGUUGUCCCUGAAGGGGCAGGAGGCAGCCCAGCUCCAUUGCCAGCUACAGGAGUCGCUGGCCCGCUUGAGCUUCCUGGAGGAAGAGCUUGCGGAGGUGAGGCGAGAGGAGCAGCGGCAGCAGGAGGAGAAGGAGCUACUGGAGCAGGAGGCUGGAUCCCUGACACGGCAGCUGCAGCUCCUGGAGACCCAGCUAACACAGGUGAGCCAGCACGUGAGUGACCUGGAGGAGCAAAAGAAGCAGCUCAUCCAGGACAAAGACCACCUCAGCCAGAAGGUGGGGAUGCUGGAGCGACUUGCUGUGCAGCCAGGCCCAGAUCUGCCUGUGGCGGGUGAGAAGACUGAGACUCUGAGCUCCCCCUUGCAGCGGGCCUGCGAGAAGCUGGAGGAGGAUCAGAGGGGCCUGCAGGAGGGACAGACAGAUGAUCUCAAGAUGCAAGGGGGCAGCCAGGAGGAGAGGCUCCAACAGGCCAACAGAGAGCUGGAGAAGGAGCUGCAGAGUGUGGUUGAGCGCAACCAGCUGUUGGAGGAUAAGCUUCAGGCCCUGCAGGCUGAUUACCAAGCUCUGCAGCAGCGGGAGGCAGCCAUCCAGGGCUCCCUGACCUCUCUGGAGUCAGAGCAGGCCAGCAUCCGGCACAUGGGAGACCAGAUGGAGGCGAGCCUCCUGGCUGUGAAGAAGGCCAAGGAGACCAUGAGGGCCCACAUAGCAGAGAAGGAGGCUGCCCUGCAAAGCAAAGAGGCCGAGUGCCAGCAACUGCGGGAGCAGAUGGAGCAGUGCCGGCAGCUGGCAGAGGCCCGGGCAGGGGAGCUCAGAGCUCUUGAAGGCCAGUGCCGCCAGCAGACCCACCUGAUCGAGACCCUCACAGCAGACAAAGGCCACCAGGGGCUCAGCCCACCUCAAGACCACACACCCCAGGAGCUCUCAGCCCAGCUGGCUCUGUCUCAGGUGCAGCUGGAGAUCCAUCAGGGAGAGGCCCAGCGACUGCAGGUGGGGAUGGUGGACCUCCAGGCCAAGCUGAAGGCAGCCCUAGGGGACCAGGAGAAGGUGCAGAGCCAGUUGAGUGUGACCGAGGCCGCUCUGAGGGAGCACAAGGCCCUUGUGCAGCAACUGAAGGAGCAGAAUGAAGCCCUCAACAGGGCCCAUGUCCAAGAACUACUGCAGUGCUCAGAGCGCGAAGGGACACUACAGGAGGAGAGGACUGGCGAGGCCCAGUGGAGGGAGGAGGAACUCCAAGCCCUGCGGGAAGAGCUGUGCCACGCAAAAUGCAGCUCGGAGGAGGCCCAGCUGGAACACGCGGAGCUGCAGGAGCAGCUGCACCGGGCCAACACCGACACGGCCGAGCUCGGCAUCCAGGUCUGUGUGCUGACUGCGGAGAAAGAGCGGAUGGAAGGGGCGCUGGCUCAUGCUGUCCAGGAGCUUCAGGAUGCCAAGGAGGCAGCCUCCAGGGAGCGGGAGGGCCUGAAACACCAAGUGGCAGAGCUGCAGCAAGAGAAGGAGAGCUUGCAGGAGAAGCUGAAGGUGGCCAAGGAGGCAGCCAGCUCACUGCCUGGCCUGCAGGCACAGCUGGCCCAGACCGAGCAGCAGGCCCAGAGCCUCCGGGAGACUGCAUGCCAGGAGCUUGACACCCUCAAGUUCCAGCUGAGCACCGAGAUCAUGGACUACCAGAGCAAACUCAAGACCUCCAGUGAGGAGUGCAGGAGCCUCAGGGGCCAGCUGGAGGAGCGAGGCCGGCAGCUGCAGGCCGCUGAGGAGGCUGUGGAGAAGCUGAAGGCUGCCCAGGCAGACAUGGGAGAGCAGCUGAGCCGCACCAGCAAGCACCUCGCAGAGUGCCAGGCCGCCGUGCUGAGGAAGGACGAGGAGGGGGCUGCCCUGCGCCGUGACUUGGACAGGACCCAGAAGGAACUUGAAGAAGCCAAGACAAAGAUCCAGGAGUAUUACAACAGACUUUGCCAGGAGACGAGAGACCGGGAGAAGAACGACCAGAAGAUGCUCGCUGACCUGGAUGACCUGAAUAGAACCAAGAAGUACUUGGAGGAGCGUCUGAUAGAGCUGCUUAGGGACAAGGAUGCUCUCUGGCAGAAGUCAGAUGCCCUGGAAUUCCAACAGAAGCUCAGUGCUGAGGAGAGGUGGCUUGGGGACACAGAGGCAAACCACUGCCUGGACUGCAAGCGGGAGUUCAGCUGGAUGGUGCGGCGGCACCACUGCAGGAUAUGUGGCCGCAUCUUCUGUUACUACUGCUGCAACAACUACGUCCUGAGCAAGCACAGUGGCAAGAGGGAGCGCUGUUGUCGGGCCUGCUUCCAGAAGCUGAGCCAAGGUCCUGGCUCCCCUGACAGCACCGGCUCGGGCACCAGCCAGGGAGAGCCCAGCCCCACCCCGUCACCAGCCCAAGCUGGGCUCCAGGCUUCCGGAGGCCAAGGUGCAAACACAGACUGCAGGCCGCCCGACGACGCUGUGUUUGACAUCAUCACAGAUGAGGAGUUGUGCCAGAUACAGGAGUCCGGCUCCUCCUUGCCUGAAACACCCACCGAAACGGAUUCUCUUGAGCCAAAUGUGGCCGAACAAAACACUGCCUUGAAACCUUUCCUGCCAUGUGAGCCUGCAGCGUUCUCCCCGAACCCCACGGCCCAGUGGUCCCCCGGGCACAUUCCGUUUCAUUUGCGCUAAACCACACUGUGCCGUUGUCACCUGGCAACUCUUCCCUGGCUGUGCCUCCUCGACUCCCAGCCAGGGGGGAAGGGGGUCAGGUGAGCAGGAGAGCAGGACCAGAGCCUGAGAGCUGGACUCUUACCUGUGUGAGAAAGUGCCCCCUGCAGCUCCCGCCUUCUCUUCACCCCUCACCUUCCCCUUUCCCAGUAGGAACAAAAAUAGGUCUUCUGACUGCUGACCAAUAGAUGUGUUUUCGGACAUGGGAAAUCAGGAAGCACUGCAGUGAAAGAGAACUGCCAGCAUGCCGGCCCGAGGCCUCCAAGGCAGAUCCAGGGCUGACGGACGGACAAACAGACAGGCUGCAGUCCCCGCACUCCAUCUCUUUAGGAGUUAGGUCAGUUCUGGGCCUGCUCCAUCUCACCCCUUCCUUGCGUGUUAGCUGAAGACAGACCCCUGUGUCUCCAGUGGCUUUUUCUUUGUCUUUUUUCUUCCUAAGCUUAAGACCAAUCAAAACCAUCAAGAGUCUGAGAAAGUGUGGCAGAUAUAGAGCCUGAAUUUGUGUAAGCAUCCCUGACAAGAAACUUUGAGAAAGAAAUCAGCAAGUCUGAAGUAGGAUGUGGUCCUAGAGAGGUUGAACCGUGUGAAACUCCUAAUCUGGGGGAAAGGAGGCUGCUUGGAGGCAGUGUUGUUAAAAGCACCUUCCCUGUAUAGUUGCUUUUGCACAUGACCUCACUCAGUCCCUACCUAACCCUUCAAGGAGUAGGGAUCAUGAUCGCCUUGUUCCAGGUCAAGAUGCUAAAGCCUCAGGAGGCCAGGUGACUUGCUGAAGUUCAGGUGACUAUAAGCAUCAAAACUAAGCUUCACACCCAGAACCCCUCCCUCCAGUCCACAGGCAGGAGAUUCAUUUUGGGAGUAUGGCUCCUCUCGAGGUCCCCAUGUCCCCAUCUGUACAUCAAAAACCUGUCCACCUUCCCUGCUCCUUUGCCCAGUCCUUUCCCGGCAUGCACAUGCUCAGGGUCAACACAGUUGUCUGCCUUGCCCCUCCUGGCCACAGUGGGGCAGGAACAGGUCUCAGAACCCAGGCUCUUGGGGAGACCUGGUGGGACACUGCAGAUCCCUAAGCAGCCUCCCGGUGGCCCCCAAAAGUGGCUCAGGAGCACAGUCGAUCACCUCAGGUGAAAAGGUCAUAUUCUCCAGGACCCUGCAGACGUGCCUAUACACAGCCCUCUCCCCCCUCACCCAGGCCCACCUUAGCCAUCUCCAUGACCAGGUGCCAGCUGCUCUCAGGCCCAAGGCAGGCAGAGAACCAAAUGAAGCUCUGUCCAACAGCAGCAGGGCUGGCCUGGGGUCUCUUGGCCUCUGCUUAGCUUCCAUCAGCCAUGGCCUUCUCAAGGCCCAGCUUCACUUCCUGAUUUCCAGACAAGCAGACUGUGGCCACAAGGAGCUUAAGUUCCAGGGUCAGACACGCCUGGUCUGGUUCUGGUCUGCACCUCCAGGUUCCAUCGCUUUGGGCCCCACAGCCCUGAACUCAUUCCCUCCCUCGUCCGGAUCUUAAGAGACGGGGGUGGCACCCACCCCCUGGGGUUAUUAGGAGAAUGGACAUGAUGUAGGAAAUUGUCCGUGGAGGUGCAUUGUUUUCAUGGUGUUUUCCCUGAGCUGUAGGGUCAGGAGCCACACUGCGGUGUCUACUGCUGUGGGCCCUGGUCCUUCACACCUUGUAGCUCAGUUGUCUUCACCAAGGAAAAUCACACCUGAUUCCCGGAAGAUACUGAGCUCAAACUCAUGCACGGAGACCGUCCCUGACCCACAGAGCAUCUUUGCCAGGAAUUGCUUUAGAGCAGGUGCUCUGUGGUCAGUGUGCUUUGGGGAGCUGUGGUGGAUUUGUCACCAACUGAGAGACUGAUGCCUGGUACCUCAAAAGCAAAAUGAGAACAGGAUAUGAUGAUGAUGGUUAAGGUUCAGAAGCCACCUCACACUUGGGUUAACCCACCUCCAGAUGAAUACAGAGCUAGUAGGUAUCCUAGGCCAUCAGCUGCAUGAAACCUUUGUCAGCCAGCAUCUGAGGGGAGAGAAAGAGGCUGUUCAUUGGAGUCAAAGCCCUGGCUCUGCUGUGUGAGCUUUGGCAGCAGGCAUUAAUGUCUCUGAACUAGUUUCCUCAUCUGGAACACGGGAUGAUAGUGCCAGGUCUCCUACGGAAUGGUGCUGAGAGUUAGUACAGAUCAUGAAGGACUGGGCACGUGGAAGGGGGUGCUGUCUUGCUAUCUGUUUUUUGUUUGUUUGUUUUCUUUUUUUAAGUAAAAGAUUAAUUCAGAGAGAGAUCACACUCCAUAGACAGAGUGUAGGCCAUGUCAGAGGGCCAGAGAGGCCACACAGCACUGGGAGGGGCUGCAGUUUAGUUUAAAGUAAAAGUAGAUACACACUCCAUAGGGUGCACGCCGUCUCCGAAAACGAGAGCGAGCGACUGGGGGUGCCGUCUUGAGAGGACAGGUCUAGAGCCAGCACCCUGGCCACUCCUGGGCCCUGUGCUCUUUGCUCUGCCUCCACCCCUCCAGUAGGGGCAGCUUGUUUUUUCUCUCCUGCAGCACUAUUCCCUUAGUUUAGAAUGCGCACUGAGAUCUCCCGGGCUUCCGGCUCCAGGUAGCCCCUGGAAUCAAUGUCACCCUGUGUUCACCACGUCUCGGGGGUGUAGUCAUCAGUGGCCUCUAACCAUCCCGCCCACGGGCCUGCAAGGGCAGGGAACAUGGUUGGGGAGGAGCACAUUCUUUGCCCUCAGACCCUGAGGCCACACCGAGGGCAGACUGGACUCACCCAGGGUCCACACCUAGCCCGCCCCUGCCCCUAGGAUUUCCCUCCCCCACCCCCCUCCACACCCUGCAGGCCUCUUCCAUCUUGCACUAGUGUGUGUGAGCAGAGGGGAGAGCCAAGGGGAGGAGAAGGGCAGGUCUGAAGUUGAGAGAUAGUGCUCCACAGGGCUGUCAUGUGGAUGAGUGAAGUCAAGACCUCAAAGCCCUCUGAACCUGCCUGGGCUGUGCCAGUGUCAGUUGCCAGUAAUGGUGUGUACCCAGGAGAGGGACUGGGGAAAUGGUAUCUGCUCCUAAGUGUAGCAGGUGAGGGCCCAGAGGGUGUAGGAUCAACAAGUGACUGGGAAGAAGGUGAAGAAAGAUUCAGCUGCUGUGCUAUUCCUGGGGACAGGCGGGCAGGUUUUCCUAAGCUGUGGAAGGGCCUGGGCAAAACCUUUUUGCAAGGAGCCUGGAGAGAAAGGAUAUAUUAGGCCUGGGAUGGGGCACAGGCUGACUCAGCCCACUAGGCACCUGGUCGGGGAGAACCCAGUGGUCCCAGGAGCUACCCUUCUAAUGCCAUGGCCCUCCGCCCCCAGCUUGGUUCGGAGUGCACUGCCCACACCUCCCAAGCACUCCUGGAGGGAGGACUGUCUUCAGCCAGUAGUGUGGAUGGUGAAAGGGCUUGCCCAAGGACACACAGUGGUGGGGCUCUCACUGAGCCAGCGUCUGAGUCAGCCCAGAGCCCUGCUCCCAUCACACCACACUGCUUUCCUCUGUGGGGACGUGUGGAGAGGCCGCAGGGCCCCUGGCUCCCUGACUCUUGGCUCCUUCAUGCCCAGUUAGGGCCUCUGCCUCUUGUUCUGGGACAUUGUUGAGGAAGUCAGGGGCUGGCAGCCCCUCUGCCAGAAGGACUUGACAUUAAGAUGACAACACAGGGGAAGGUAACCAAAACUAUCCCCCUGAAGCCAGUGUAAACAAGGUAAAAGCCUUGUUGCCAGGAAGAGGCAGAUUUUGGUAUCUGAGGAGCACAGGGCAGUCUGAGUACAGUAAAGCAGCCUGUUGUGGGCAGCCCAUCAGUGGCAUGGUGACGUAGGGUGGUAAAAGAAUUUACCAGAGAUAAAGUACAGGAAUAGAAGAAGAGUUCAGUAGCGCACACUGCCAUAGACAACAGAGGGCCAUACAGAUGAGAGGCGCCUGUGUGAGCACCAAGGGCUGGUUUUGGGGGUCUUUUAUGAGGUCGGGUCACAAGGUGCCUGAUCGGCUUGCGCACAAGACUCAGAUUGGUUGUAGGUGACGUAAAGGUUUAGGGUCUGUGAAGGGCCAUGGGUUUUAAGACUCUGUUAAGGUGGGCUGAAAUAAGCCAGCCUGAGCUAUUGUGAGAUUAGGCAUUACCUAGGGCUGUUAGUUUGUUAGGGCAAAUAUGCCCAGUAAAGAAUGUGCUUCAUCAGUUGAGGGGUCACAGGCUGACAUCUGAGAGCCCAGAAAUGGGGGUCGUUGGACUUUAAAGGACAUCAGCUGCCCCAGUCAGCCCUCCCUGUGGGUGCAUCUAGGUAUGUUAAGAAGCAGUCAAUGGGAUCCCGUGGGCCCUGCAAGGUCAGCCUGUGUGCAGCUGGACUGCGCCAGGCACUUCUGAGGUGUGAAGCAAACCCUCCCACACCUCCCCAGCUCAGAGAGACAGGCAGGUAAUGUUUUGUGUUGCUAGUUCCUGAGAGAAGUAAUAUCAACUACUGCCAUCUGGGAAGCCCGUCUACCCACGAAUACAAACCGUGCUAAGUGUUUUGUGAGCGUUACCUCAAGUCCUCCUCACGCCCGCCCUGAGAGGUAUUACUGCUGGGUCCGUGUUUCACCAAAGUGAAAGUUAGUAAGAGAUUACCAGCUAGUCUUACCAGCUCAUGACUCAGGUCUAUCCACAUCGCAAAACCUCACUGUUAAGCCCGUCCACCCCACCUCCCCAAGCACCCUCUUUAGCUGUUGUCAGCAGGUUCUCCAUAUUUCAACAAAUGAUUUUUGUGAUGCGUGAGCCAAAAAGACCACUUUAAGCCUGUUGAGCAGGUUGCUGGGACCUAAUAAACAUGCGCAAACAAGUGUCUGA
Vicugna pacos (alpaca) is the source of this 9273-nucleotide messenger RNA. NCBI's taxonomy places the organism in Eukaryota, Metazoa, Chordata, Mammalia, Artiodactyla, Camelidae. The record is from RefSeq and is a predicted model, not a curated record.